GAAUUUCUUUAUCCCAAACGUGCAAUAUAUUGUUAAAACUUGCCACAAGAAAGACAUUCCCGUUUUUUGGACUCAACAUGGCCACAGAAACAUUGAAUUCGAUGGAGGUGCUAUAGGACGAUGGUGGCGAGAUGGGAGUAUCAAAUGGGGAUCAGAAGAGUGGAAAAUUGUGCGCGAACUACAAUCGUUUAUUUCAGUCAGUAUUCCAUCUUAA
This is a messenger RNA of Ambispora leptoticha, 214 nucleotides long. Lineage: Eukaryota; Fungi; Glomeromycota; Glomeromycetes; Archaeosporales; Ambisporaceae. The record is from the annotation of a GenBank genome assembly.